Messenger RNA from Mycotypha africana, 600 nucleotides. Its product is annotated as putative polysaccharide biosynthesis protein. Gene Ontology annotation, cellular component: cytoplasm. The transcript has 6 exons. Bases 62 to 496 code for a protein of 144 amino acids. NCBI's taxonomy places the organism in Eukaryota, Fungi, Mucoromycota, Mucoromycetes, Mucorales, Mycotyphaceae. The record is from RefSeq and is a predicted model, not a curated record.
AAGAAAUCUUACAAACAGCAAACAGAAAACCUGUCAUUUUGACAAGCAUUCACUAGAAACAAUGUCUAUGAAACUUCCUUCUGCUGACGAGCUUGAGCAACUCGAAGAUAUCGAAAAGCAAUGGGCUGUCAAGGCUAUGCACCAUGCCGAAACAUAUUUUAACCUCAUUUCCAAAAUCGAUGCUCGUCAGCUUCGUUUAACAAAUAUUGACGAUGAAAUUCUCGACGACUUUGAACAAACAUUUCCUGAAAUCAACGUUGAGCAUUUAAACGAGGACGAUUUCAAAAGCAAAGAUGCUAAAGAAAAGUGGAGAAAGUGGAUCAACAAAUACGAGAAAAGAGUGAAAGAGUUCAAUUUUGGCACAUUGAUUCGUAUUGAUUGUAGAGAAGACUAUACUGAACAAAAUACUAUGUUUGGCGUCCGCAUGCAGUUCUAUGCUGUUGAAAUUGCUAGAAAUAAGAAAGGAUUAAACGACUCUUUACGUAACAAGAAUUGAAUGCUAUUAUAGAAAAUAAAGAGUUUUAAGAAAGAGGAGCAGCCAUGGAUUUUCACAUUACUUGUGCAUCAUCAAGGCUUGGCAAAAAAAAAAAAAAAAAGGGC